This is a messenger RNA of Phytomonas sp. Hart1, 945 nucleotides long. Lineage: Eukaryota; Euglenozoa; Kinetoplastea; Trypanosomatida; Trypanosomatidae. The record is from the annotation of a GenBank genome assembly.
AUGUCGAAUCUGCUCUUUCGCCGCGCGGCGGCCACCCGCGGGCUUCGGGUGUUCACCUACACCGUCGUCCCCUUGGCCCCGACGGUGGGGGUGCUGCAGUGGGUCGACCACGCGAUCCCCUUCGGGGCCUACUUGACAGGGGACGGGAAGACCGGCGGGGCCCACGGGCGGUAUUUCCCCGACGAGCCCACCUCGCAGGCCUGCGCGGCUCGGCUUGCCGAGGUCGCGGGGGCCCGCGCGGCCGUCAAAAAGCGCGUCUUGCUCGACCUCUACGCGGAAUUCAGCCCCGCCCUGCACUAUUUUUUCUGGGAGGGGUUUGCCGAGGUCGGGGCGUGGUGGGGGGCGCGGCGGGCCUUCACCGACAGCGCCGCCGCCGCGAGUCUCGUGGGCUACGUUGUCGGCCUCGGGGAUCGCCACGGGGGGAAUCUUCUCCUGCAUCGCCGCACCGCCGAGUGGAUUCACGUCGAUUUGGGCAUCGCCUUUGAUCAAAGUCGGAUGUUGCCGAUCCCGGAGCAGGUGCCCUUUCGCCUCACGCGGAAUGUCGUCGACGGGCUCGGGGUGGAGGGGGUUGGGGGGGGGUUCGCCGCCGCCGCGGAGGCCGUCCUCUGGCGGCUGCGCGAGCGCCGGGAGCUCCUGUUGGCCAUUCUCGACGCCGUCGUGCAGGAUCCGCUCACGCGGUGGGCGAUUCGACCCUUUUCGGACUCCUCGGAAGGGGUCGAGGCCUCGUUGAACGCCUCGGCGGCCUUUGCGAGGGCCCGGCGGCGGCGCGGAAACGCCUCGGCGGGGGAUGCCCGGCGAACGCUGGCGAGGGUCGCCGACAAACUCGCCGGGGUCGACGGGAACGAGCAGCUCGGGGUGGGGGUGCAGGUGCGCAAACUCAUCCAGGACGCGCAGAGCGUGGAGAACCUCUCCAUGAUGUUUCGCGGAUGGUCGCCCUGGUUGUGA